Penicillium bovifimosum is the source of this 1050-nucleotide messenger RNA. RefSeq lists its product as uncharacterized. The record is from RefSeq and is a predicted model, not a curated record. Bases 1 to 1050 code for a protein of 349 amino acids. NCBI's taxonomy places the organism in Eukaryota, Fungi, Ascomycota, Eurotiomycetes, Eurotiales, Aspergillaceae. The transcript has a single exon.
AUGGAGCCCCAGAUGUUAUACGACGACGUUGCAUGGGAACAAUCCGAGGAUGUCUCCGACAAUUGGUUGCGUCAAUUUCUUGACAUUGAUGUCAAGAGACCGAUUGCGAGAUUUGUCCUGAAGCAUGAUUCUGGCAAUGAUCCCGAGUUUACUAUUUUUCGAAAAGGGUCUUUCAAUAUCACAUUACAAAUGAAGUACACAUACAGUGCGACCAACGUCCGCUUUGCACAGCCUGGCGCCAUUCUCUUUCCCGAGGAGAAAGUUAAGAACGAAGUUGCUGUGAUGCGAUUCAUCUCGGACCAGACAUCAAUACCAGUUCCAUUCAUUCUUCACUGGGGUACAAGGGAAGAGAGCCCCCUCAACUUGAGCCCCUUCAUUAUGAUGAGCCAUAUUGAACAUACAACAACCUUGUAUGACGCUCUCAACACACCAGGGUGUCCAAAGGAAGAGCGCGGAGCCCUUGACCCAAACAUUAAUGAAGAGCAACUUGAGAUGCUAUACACACAAGUAGCAAAGAUCCUGCUUCAGCUUUCCAAGCCAAAAUUCCCUAAAAUAGGGUCCCUCACUCAGAUGGACGAUUUUUCUUGGGAAGUGACCAGCCGGCCAUUAUCAUUGAAUAUGAAUGAGCUUGUGCGUUUGGGGACACUACCUCGAUCGAAUCUUCCUCCUCUAAACACUACCUUUAGGACAUUAUCUUCAUACGUCGAAGCCCUGGCACGGCUCAAUAUCCAGCAUCUACUGUAUCAAAGGAAUGAUGCAGUGCAGUCUGCAAAUGACUGUCGUCGGAAGUUCAUUGCAAGACAGCUGUUUUACAAGCUUGCCAGAGACAAGAAAUUGUCUCUGGCAUGUUAUGGCAAUGGUCCAUUCAAACUCUGGUGUGAUGAUUUCCGCCCAGCCAAUAUUCUUCUCAAUGAAAAGAUGCAUAUUGCCGGUGUGGUGGACUGGGAGUUCACAUAUGCAGCACCGGUGGAGUUUUCAUACGCGCCACCAUGGUGGCUCCUUAUCGAGAAACCUGAAUUCUGGUCCGAAGGUAUCGAGGACUGGGCCUGA